Messenger RNA from Arabidopsis lyrata subsp. lyrata, 963 nucleotides. RefSeq lists its product as uncharacterized. NCBI's taxonomy places the organism in Eukaryota, Viridiplantae, Streptophyta, Magnoliopsida, Brassicales, Brassicaceae. The record is from RefSeq and is a predicted model, not a curated record. The transcript has a single exon. The coding region runs from base 250 to 861 and encodes 203 amino acids.
UAUCGAUGCAAAAGCCCCAAAAAAAGGCAAAAAGGUUUGGUACCUUGUGGUUUACGUCUCCCAUCAUUACCUGUCCGUCGUUUUCCUCACCGGAGACGUCACGCAAUACUUAGCUUCGACGCUACACACAUUUUUCCCACAGUCUCCGGCAAAAUUACAACAAAAAGCUAACCUUUCUUUAAUUAUGAAUAACCAAAUUUCUAUUUCGCUCAAUCUAAAUUGUUGUCUAGGUAAAACAAUUCAAAUUUGAUGGCAAUCUCCAAUGGCGCCGUGGAAUUUCUCCGGCGACGGCUCCUCCCAACGACGUUAAUCCACGUCACAGCUCUGGAUGGGAUCGUGAAUGUUAAUUCACUCUUCUCGCUUGCUCUUUUCCUCGGUCUCACCACAAGUGGAAACAUCACUUUCCCGGUUUCCUCAUCCGCCGCCGAGAACCACCAUCUCCACCGAUGUAUCGCCGCAAAAGGUCCCGCAUUAGCGGAGAGGCUUGUCUCAAGCCAUGUUUACUCCUUCAGCUUAUUCCUCUUCUCCAGCCUCAUCGCUAUGUCUCUCAAGCAAGCAAUUAGGACAACAACAACAACAAACGGGAACGUUGUGGUGGAGGAGGCGCGUGUGUUGAAAGCGGGAGAGGGACGCGUGAACUUGGCAGCUUUGAGGGUUGGGAUCGUGGCCUCGUGUGUUGCGUCGGUUUUGGGAUGUGGGUUCUUGACAAUGGCGUUAGUGGAUCUUGUUCAGAUUAAGCUUGGUCCUUUGGAAUGUAAGAGAAGCUUUCAUGCACUUGCGGCUAUUAUUCCUCUUGUUGUGCUUGUUCCUUCUGCACUUGUUAUCUAUGUGUUCCUUGUGCUUUACGCAUUCAUUUAUUGACACCUUUUGGGUUUCUACAAUCUCUUUGUCUGAUAGAUUUGAGUUUCAGAUUCGAUUAGUUCUGUAGCCAGAGAGAAUCCUCUGUUAUAUAUUUUUACUAUA